Messenger RNA from Sinocyclocheilus rhinocerous, 1702 nucleotides. RefSeq names its product SH2 domain-containing protein 4A-like. Bases 197 to 1429 code for a protein of 410 amino acids. NCBI's taxonomy places the organism in Eukaryota, Metazoa, Chordata, Actinopteri, Cypriniformes, Cyprinidae. Gene Ontology annotation, cellular component: cytoplasm. The transcript has 8 exons. The record is from RefSeq and is a predicted model, not a curated record.
AUGAAGCUUCAUACUCAAGAUUACUAAUCUAUCAAAUGCAUCUGGAUUCUUUAUAGACACCACAGAUGUGCUGCACUGAUCUUCGAGCGAGGAAUGAGUGUGUGAGGCGUUACUACAGUGUCCAAACCACCAGAGACAUAGAGAGGGAUAUUCCCUUCUGCUGAAGGUGUUUGAGCUCUGCUCCUGAGGCGUGAAGAUGCUGCAGCAGAUAUUGGCUGACAUGUACAUCGAGCCGGAGCUGCUGACCGAGCUGAAUGAGGAACAGAAACAGAUUCUGUUCUUUAAGAUGAGAGAAGAACAGAUCCGGAGAUGGAGAGAGAGAGAGACGCAGCUGGAGGAGGAGGAAGCUGCACAUGUUAAAGUCAAAAAAGUUUCGGGAAAGACUGUGUCGUGGAUGAAGGGUCUGGAUGACGAUGUGUGGGUUUGGGUGAUGGGAGAACAUCCUGAAGACAAACCCUACGAUCAGAUCUGUGACGGGGUCAUGGCCGAGAGAGCAGCCCUGCAGGCCCAGAGAGAGGCCGAGAAGCUCAGGGCUAAGAAAGAGGCUGAGCUGGAGAAGCGCUUUUCUGGCCUGUAUCUCGAAACGGAGCAGGUUGUGUUGUCAGAGCAGGAGGUCCAGGAGGAGGAACUCAAGAAACUGGAGUUGGAGGAGAGGCGUAAGGCUGAGGAGGAGCUGAGGAGGCUGGAGCAGGAGAGGAAACAGCAGAUUUAUAUCAGCCUGAAGGAGGUGCAGGGCAGUAAACACACUCGUGAGGAGGAGGACCAGGAGUGGCAGAAGACAUUGCAGAAGUCAAAAGCUGCAGACGUGCGCAGACGAUCUCUGGCCAAGCAGACUAUCGAGGACCACCGCAGGCGCUCAGUUAAAGCUCUGGAAAGAGGACGUGUAGCAGCCAUGACAAAGGCCUUCGGCAGCACGAAUCCAGCCCCUGCACCCAAACCCAGAAACACCAGCAACACCAGCAGUGCUAUCAGCCGGAAGGGUGGCAUGCGGCGCUCGCUGUCAGCGUCUAGUCGAGAUCAUAUUAUUCGCUGGUUCAAGGAGGAACAGCUGCCGCUCCGAGCCGGAUUCCAGCGCGACCAGAGCCGCAUCGCACCCUGGUUUCACGGUAUAAUAUCUCGUGAACAGGCAGAGGCGCUGCUGAACGAGGGCGAGCCUGGGUUCUUCCUGGUGCGUGUCAGCGAGAGGAUCUUUGGAUAUGUGCUUUCCUACCGAUCCAGUGAGGGAAUCAAGCACCUGCUGAUCGAUGCUUCAGAGAACUGCUACAUGCUGCUGGGAGACCAGAUCAGAUUCAGCUCGCUCACUGAACUGCUGGAAUAUCAUCAGGUAAAUGUGCUAUACGUCACGCACUGGUCCUGGGGAAACGGGUUCAUCUGGGCCAGAAGAAUCCCAAAGCGGUUCUGCAUUUUAUUUCUUCAGGUGCACACAUAAAAAUAAAAAAAACUUUGUAAGUGUUGUCUUUAGUAGUAGAUCUUGGCAUAGGCACGGGACAGCUCUGAAACGCACACUUUUUUCCCAUUUUAAUAUUCUAUUUUUUCUUUACAGAUUAUAUUAGCAUCGUAAAUGAUUGAAAAUGAACGUUUUUUGCUUUAUUGACAGCAGCACUCAAAAUGGCCUGGUUGGACUGUAAUAGACUCAUAUUUGAAAUGUACUUGUAAUUUUAGUACAUAACAUAACACAGUAGUUAUGCAGUCUGAACAGUAU